Neltuma alba is the source of this 2972-nucleotide messenger RNA. RefSeq names its product glutamate receptor 3.6-like. The coding region runs from base 86 to 2851 and encodes 921 amino acids. The record is from RefSeq and is a predicted model, not a curated record. Gene Ontology annotation, molecular function: G protein-coupled receptor activity; ligand-gated monoatomic ion channel activity. The transcript is spliced from 7 exons. Gene Ontology annotation, biological process: G protein-coupled receptor signaling pathway. Gene Ontology annotation, cellular component: membrane. NCBI's taxonomy places the organism in Eukaryota, Viridiplantae, Streptophyta, Magnoliopsida, Fabales, Fabaceae.
AGCCUAAGGAAGGAAAAAGCAUUUGAUUUCAUCUAUCUCUUCGCUUUCAGCCCUCACCUUCUUAUUUAAAAGAAAAAAACACGUCAUGCAAAAAAUAUGGCUUCUUGUGCUCGUGAUUUUCUACUGCGGCAUUUAUUCAAACGGGUUAAGUGGUGUUCCUGCAAGACCUGGUUCCGUCAACAUUGGGGCAAUUCUAUCUUUCAAUUCAACCGCUGGCAAAGUCGCAAGAGUUGCAAUUGAUGCGGCAAAGGAUGAUAUAAACUCCAAUCCAUCAGUUCUUAAUGGAACUAAACUCAAUAUUUCAUUCCAGGACACCAAAUUCUCCACUGGUUUUCUUGGCAUCGUUGACUCAUUAUUAUUGAUGGAGAAUGAUACAGUGGCCAUAAUUGGCCCUCAAUACUCAGUGAUGGCUCACGUGAUUUCACACAUAGCCAAUGAACUGCAAGUACCAUUACUAUCAUUUGCGGCAACAGACCCUACCUUGACUUCUCUUCAGUUCCCAUAUUUUGUUAGGACAACACAUAGUGAUCAAUUUCAAAUGGCUGCUGUGGCAGAUAUUGUUGACUAUUAUCAAUGGAGAGAUGUGAUAGCAAUCUACAUCGAUGAUGAUCAUGGAAGAAAUGGGAUAGUUGCAUUAGAAGAUAAGCUAGCUGAGAAACGUUGUAAGAUCUCAUAUAAAGCCCCUCUUACACCAAAUAAUAUCGACAAGGAAGAAAUAAACAAUGCACUAGUCAAGGUCAUUAUAAGGGAGUCCAGGGUUAUAGUCCUACACAUAUACCCUAGUUUUGGUGUAGAUGUACUUCAUGUGGCUGAGUCACUAGGCAUGUUGGGAAGUGGGUAUGUCUGGUUGGCCACUGAUUGGCUUUCCACAGUCCUAGAUACUGAUCCAACUAGGUCGUCUUCAUACAUGAAUGACCUCCAAGGUGUUAUAACCUUGAGAAUGUACACACCUGAUUCUGGAACGAAACAGAAUUUAUCUUCCAGGUGGAGUAAUUUAGUACAGAAGAAAGCUCCUGAUCAAAGUCCUUUCAUGUGGAACACUUAUGGCCUUUAUGCCUAUGACACUGUUUGGGUCCUUGCACAUGCCCUUGAUUCAUUUUUCAAUAGGGGAGGGACUUUAUCAUUUUCAAAUGAUUCAAGUCUAAACAAACUAACAGGGGGUAGACUGGACUUAAAUUCUAUAAGGGUCUUUGCCAACGGGAGGUUAUUGCUGGAAGAAACUAUGAAGGUGAAUAGAACUGGUUUAACAGGUCAAAUGAUGUUUAGUCCAGAUGGCGAGCUUAUGAAUCCUUCAUACGAAAUCAUUAAUGUGAUUGGUACUGGGGUUAGGAGGAUUGGAUUUUGGUCCAAUUCCUCUGGUUUACACACUGGACAAGCACCUAGUCAUUCAAACUCAAGUAAAGGGCUUUAUGGCGUGAUAUGGCCUGGGCAAACAACAACAACACCUCGUGGUUGGGUUUUUCCCAACAAUGGUAGGCGUUUAAUUAUUGGGGUGCCUCUCAGGAUUAGUUACCAUGAAUUUGUGUCAAGAAUUGAAGGAUUUGAAAUAUUUGGAGGUUAUUGCAUAGAUGUCUUCAAAGCUGCACUGGACUUAUUGCCUUAUCCAGUUCCAUACAAUUUUGUCCCAUUUGGAGAUGGUAAAAGUAACCCAUUAAACUCAGAACUUCUGAAAAAAAUCACAACUGGUGAGUUUGAUGCUGUGGUAGGUGACAUUACUAUUACCACAAACAGAACAAAGAUAGUGGAUUUCACACAACCAUAUAUUGAGUCUGGGCUAGUUGUUGUGGCUCCUAUUAGAAAGUCAAACUCUAACGCUUGGGCUUUCCUAAGACCAUUUACUCCAAUGAUGUGGUUUGUGACUGGAAUGUCUUUCUUUGUUGUGGGAGCAGUUGUGUGGGUUUUAGAACGGCGAGUAAAUGACGAUUUUCGAGGUCCCGCUAGAAGACAGUUUGUGACCAUUAUAUGGUUUAGUUUUUCAACCCUGUUUUUUGCACAUAGAGAGAGAACUUUGAGCACCCUGGGUCGCUUAGUGCUGAUAAUAUGGCUAUUUGUAGUCCUAAUACUGAACUCCAGCUACAUAGCAAGCCUGACCUCUAUUCUCACAGUGGAACAGCUCUCUUCCCCAGUGAAAGGAAUUGAGAGCUUAGUAACCAGCAAAGACCUCAUUGGCUAUCUACGAGGCUCAUUUGCAGAGAACUACCUCACUGAAGAACUCAACAUCAUGAAAUCCAGACUUGUGCCACUGGAUUCUCCAUUAGAAUAUGAGAAAGCCUUGAAGGAUGGACCUGCCAAUGGUGGUGUUGCAGCAAUCAUUGAUGAACGUGCUUACAUGGAGCUCUUUCUUUCAACUAGAUGUGAAUUUGGAAUCGUUGGUCAAGAGUUCACCAAAAUGGGUUGGGGUUUUGCUUUUCCCAGAGAUUCUCCUUUGGCAAUAGACAUGUCAACAGCAAUCUUAAAACUAUCAGAGAACGGUGAUCUUCAAAGAAUACAUGACAAAUGGCUUUCAAGAAGUGCAUGCAGCUCAGAAGGCUCAAAGCAAGGCAUAGACAGAUUGCAGCUAAGGAGCUUUUGGGGUCUCUUUCUUCUAUGUGGGAUUGCCUGCUUCAUAGCUCUGCUUUGUUAUGUCAUUCGCAUGGCCUACCGUUUUAGCCGCCACUCUGACUGCGACCUCGCCGGCUUGUCGCACUCAGCUCGAAUCCAGUCAUUUAUUUCCUUUGUCAAUGAAAAAGAAGAGGAAGGAAAGAAUUGCAGCAAGCCAAGGAGAAGCAGAAAAGUAGCGCAUGAAGAUGGGUCAAUGGAUGGCUCCAAUAUUAACGGUGUUCAUUAUGAAAAUGAUCCUUCCCAGUGUUAACUAGAGAAUGUGGUCAUUGUAGUUCACUUCAAUGUGAUGUUACGGAUGUUUAAAAUGAGCACCUAUUGUAUAAAUAAUACGAAAAAUCAAAAUAAUUAAUAAAGAAGUAGUUGUAUGCAUA